Arxiozyma heterogenica is the source of this 453-nucleotide messenger RNA. RefSeq names its product phosphatidylinositol N-acetylglucosaminyltransferase GPI19 (gene GPI19). Gene Ontology annotation, biological process: GPI anchor biosynthetic process. Lineage: Eukaryota; Fungi; Ascomycota; Saccharomycetes; Saccharomycetales; Saccharomycetaceae. The transcript has a single exon. The record is from RefSeq and is a predicted model, not a curated record. Bases 1 to 453 code for a protein of 150 amino acids. Gene Ontology annotation, cellular component: endoplasmic reticulum.
AUGAGACAAAGAGAGAUUAAACCUCCAACAUCAUCAGACUAUUAUUUUUUUGUUCAUCACUUUAUUGCUACUUUGAUUUUAGUAACAUGUAUUCUUAUAUCAGUGUUACCAAGAGAUGAACCUUCAAGAUUAAAUAACAACAAUAACAACAGCAACAACAAGUACCACAAAAUUUUACAGUUUCUGUUAGAUUUACUACCGGAUAGAAGAUGGCUAAUAUGGAGUGAAUGUUUAGGAUUGAUGGGUAUGAUGUUUGCAUACGUUGGAUUGAAUCUGUAUAGAGAGGAUAUAAUGUCUCCGAGCUUGGAUGAUUUUAGAUAUAUUACAGAUGGAAGCAGUAAUUUAGAGAUUUCGAUAAAUGAGCCAAGCAAUAAAUAUCUACAUGAACAGACAAUUGGUGUGGUGGAUUUGCCAAUAAUGGAUGUUUGUCAAAUUUUGUACGGUGCAAAUUGA